This is a messenger RNA of Corythoichthys intestinalis (scribbled pipefish), 3350 nucleotides long. RefSeq names its product 4-hydroxy-2-oxoglutarate aldolase, mitochondrial-like. Gene Ontology annotation, cellular component: mitochondrion. The record is from RefSeq and is a predicted model, not a curated record. Lineage: Eukaryota; Metazoa; Chordata; Actinopteri; Syngnathiformes; Syngnathidae. Gene Ontology annotation, biological process: glyoxylate catabolic process. Gene Ontology annotation, molecular function: (R,S)-4-hydroxy-2-oxoglutarate aldolase activity. Bases 248 to 1252 code for a protein of 334 amino acids. The transcript is spliced from 7 exons.
UCUUAUGACCCGUCAUCCUACUUGUCAAACGAAAAAAGGGGGCAAAAAGUGGACAAGCGUAAGUCACCUAACGACCCCAAAAGCACGAACCGUCGUCAAUAUUUAACGAGGCGGCUCAUACAUUAACUGACAAAAAGUCAAAUACAUUAACAACCAGAAGACGACAAGAGGAACAAAUACUACUGUAGUAGUGGAAGCAGCAGCAGUACUAGUGAGUAGUAGUAGUAGUUAGCAUUGGGUCGGCGUCAUGUUGAGUUUCGGGGCCCGAAGUAUCUCGUCUCGCUGGUUGACAAAAUCAGGGCUCCUUGGUCGCGGAGGCUCCAGGCAGAGCGGGGCUCGCAGCUGGAGCUCAGCCGGCGUCCGGCUCGACCUGAGCGGCGUGUACCCUCCCAUUGCGACCCCCUUCACGGAGCGAGAAGACGUCGACUAUGACAAGUUGGAGCACAACCUGCAAAAGUAUGCGCAGAUUCCCUUCAAAGGUCUGGUGGUGCAGGGCUCCAAUGGCGAGUACCCUUACUUGACAGAGGAGGAGCGCGUAGAGGUGGUGAAGACAGUCCGCCGCUCGAUGGCCGCCAACAAGCUGCUCAUCGCCGGGUCUGGCUGCGAGUCCACGAGAGCAACGUUGGAGCUAACAUCCAAAAUGUCAGCAGCGGGUGCAGACGCCGUCCUGGUGGUGACGCCGUGCUUCUACAAAGGCAAGAUGGACACCACCGCUCUUGUCCAGCACUUUACAAAGGUUGCUGACAACAGCGAAGUUCCAGUGAUUUUGUACAGCGUCCCGGCCAACACAGGCCUGGAGCUGCCUGUGGACGCUGUCGUGCGUCUGGCCCAACAUCCAAACAUCGCAGGACUCAAAGACAGCGGCGGAGAUAUCACCAGGAUAGGCCUGAUGGUCCACAAAACCAAAGAUCUGGACUUCCAAGUUCUGGCAGGCUCUGCCGGCUUUCUUAUGGCUGCCUACUGUGUCGGUGCGGUGGGUGGAGUCUGCGCGUUGGCUAACGUUCUGGGUGAGCCGGUGUGUAAUUUGGAGCGUUUGUGCAUAUCGGGUCGCUGGGAUGAAGCCCGGGAGCUGCAGCAGCGACUCAUUGAACCCAAUGCUGCUGUAACUAGAAAGCUGGGUGUGCCCGCCCUCAAGCAGGCCAUGGAGUGGUUCGGCUUCCACGGUGGCGUGUGUCGUUCGCCUCUUCGACCGCUUGACCAGGAGCAGACGCAACAACUCAGACGAGACUUCGCCUCCAACGGAUGGCUCUGAAUGUGCACGGGUGUGUUUAUUUAAUGCAUAAGCACAUUUAAAUUCAUACAUAUCUCUAAAUAUUUUGAAAAUAGAUAUUUUAGCAUUAAUUUUAAUUGCGAAUAUUAAGUUUUUUAAUCCAAUAGUUCAUAUUUCCUAAACCAACUUGUAUUAAUUGGCAAUCAAAAAUAUUUGAAAGCAUUUACUUUGAUGAACCAUGUUAAGUACUCCCAGCCAAUCAGAGACCACAAUUAUAUAUUUAAAAUGUAAAUGUUACUUUUUUUUUUUUUUUUUAAAAAAAGGUUUUUGAUUGUAUUGAUUGUGUCUAUUUUAUUUCAGUUUUUUAUAUUUAUGAUGUGAUUGUUUUGGGAUUUAAAAAUGAAUGUAGUACCGCAUAGAACAUGUGCGUCAAACUAAUUUUUGUUACGGGCCAUAUCGUUAUGGUUUCAGAUGGAUAUUAUGACUGGAUACAUAUAGAUGAAGGAAUGGAUUAUUGCUAAUCCAAAAAUAAUAAUAAUUGGUUUUGUGAUUUGAAGCCACUAAAUACUUUGUUCGACAACUAUUAAAUUUUAUAAGCGGGAUUGGUAACUCACCUCUUAAAGCAACAUUUGAUAACUUUUCAGUUUUGGUCGAUUUUAGCAACGUCGGUGGACAAAAGCGGUAGUGUUUUGCCUUGCUGAAAACUGCAUUUCCAAUGAGGACCAGUGCUGGUCACCUGCUAAUGGAUUAAACGACAUUUCUGUUUCCAUCGGCUGUAAAGGAUGAAUAAUAAUGAGGUAAUGAAUCCAGUUGUGGCUAAACAAUAGCAUACAAUGGUUAGCAACCGUGUGGCUAACCACCUCCCUACCCGAACUUAUCAGUGUUGGUUGGGGGGGGACCCCACGCCAGCGAGUGAAAGCCGGGCCAAUGUUUAUUCUUGAGUGUCCUUUUAUCCUUUUUUUUCCUCCUCAGACAAAACUUUUUGCCUCUUUCGUUGCUCUGCCAUCUUUGCAGAUUUCGUGCGAAAGCGUUCGCAUCGACACCUGCCUUUAUAAUGAAUGGGAAAAGGGGGAAGUCACGUAUGCCGUAAAGCAGUCAGCACAUUUGUAGUUUUUUUGUGUGGCAGAGUUCCUGCCACCCUCCUCAAAGUUAAUGAAUGCCGGUGAAAGAGAUACAAAGCUCCUCAAGAUAUAAGAGAGGUAUAAUUCAACUAGUUGUCAGUCGACAUAUCAUUACAAAUAGGGUUGUUCUGAUCAUGUUUUUUUGCUCCCGAUCCGAUCGUUUUGAGUAUCUGCCGAUCCCGAUAUUUCCCUAUCUAAUUGCUUUUUUUUUUUUGCUCCCGAUUCAAUUCCAAUCAUUCCUGAUAAUUUUUCCCGAUCAUAUACAUUUUGGCAAUGCAUUAAGAAAAAAAUGAAUAAAACCCGGACGAAUAUAUACAUUCAACAUACAGCACAGAAGUACUGUAUUUGUUUAUUAUGACAAUAAAUCCUCAAGAUGGCAUUUACAUUAUUAACAUUCUUUCUGUGAGAGGGAUCCACGGAUAGAAAGACUUGUAAUUCUUAAAGGAUAAAUGUGACUUUGUAUAUUGUGACUAAAUAUUGUCAUCUAGUGUAUUUGUUGAGCUUUCAGUAAAUGAUACUGCAGCCAUUCAACCCAAAUGCAUGAUGGGAAGUGCAACCAUGACUGUGCGUAGGGGCACCAAUUAAUAUAUCUUCUCUGCGUUGGGAAAGAGCAUAGGGUGUUAAGAAAAUGAUCAAGUACAACCUUUCUUCCCCACAUUACCUCCCACAUUAAUUUUAAUUAAUGAGAGAGGGAAUGUAAGGCUUUAGUCAAAAAGAAAAAGGCUCCAAAGGCUGUCAAAAUUCUCUCUACUCAUUAUACGCUGCGUUUAGCUCUAUAUAUUGGUAAAACGGCGCCUUUAUAGCUUGAACGCGACAAUGCGUGAGUGGGUCGUGCAGUGCAUGCGUUAAUUAUUUAACGUGAUUAAAAAAAUAAUUACCGCCGUUAACGCAAUAAAUUUGAUAGCCCUACUUUAAGCCAAAACUACUCUGGAUGAGUGUAAGACAUUCUGUCUGUAACGUUAUAUACAAUUAGAAAACGAUUUAAAUUAAAAAAAUAUACAGUUGGGAGAACAAGUAUU